AUGUCUUUCAACGUGUAUUGUCAAACGCUGAAGCGAAAGGAUUACACGUAUAAGCUUGUAGAGCUCCUGGACGAUCUUGUGGACUACAUAAAGAAAGGCAAAGGAAGCUUGUCCUUCAAGUCGCCAAAAUCCAUAGACAAUCACUUGGUUUUAUGUACCGACGAUGAGACGUAUACGGUCCGCCAGCAAAACCACUCCAACACGACGAUCUUGAUGAACGACGCUCAUGUGAACAAGCUUAAGCAAAAGUUUGAGACUACUGACAGCUCUUUAGUGGGAAUUGAGCAGCUCUCCUACACUUACGAACUCACCAAACUGUCUGGAUACAUCGAUACCGCUGGCAUAGCAAAGUACCCUGGUGGAGAUGUCAAGUCAAGCAAAAAUAUUGAUCAGGUGAAAGCAGACUCUCCUGUGGAUGCCGCCCAUUUCGAAAAGCAGUGGUACGGGCUCUGUGGCAGCACCAUCGACGGAUAUGCCGUGCUUUUGGAAACAGACUUCAUCACUGACGCUCUCUAUACGCUAAUCUCGAUUCUCCUAUCACUUUCGAAAGCCAAUGAAGAGUAUGAUUUGCAGCAGGUCGCUUCCAAAUGUGAAUCCCAGAAUACUAAGCUUACGAAAGAAAUUGUCGCUACUUUGCUGCAUCGCUUUGGGGAGGAGACUUCUCCGAGCAGGUUCAAGCUCAACCAAAAUAAAUGCGCUUGGUGGUUUGGAGUGGAGACCAUGAAGAAAGCGUCACCCUCUCUUCUCACAGAGAAAGAGUUCAUGCUCAAGUGGAAGCUGAGUCUACCCCCCUUUUUCAGCGCCUCACUAGACCUAUCAUUCCUUAGAGGCAACUUCUGUCGUCCACAAAGCGACAAGAUCCGCUACCUUAAUCCAGAAAUGCUUUCAAAAGACCUCCACGCGAGAAUCAAGGAGUUGUUCCAAAUGGUGAAGGAAUGGGACUACGAAGAGUUUCUCUCAUUUAUUGACAGUUUCAUCCCUGCAACAAAGAAAAAGGAUUCUGUCAUUGUAAAGUUUGCAAGGAAAAAAAGGGUUGGCAAAAAUAAGUUCGUCGUGUGUCCCAGGUAA
This is a messenger RNA of Candidozyma auris, 1068 nucleotides long. RefSeq names its product Dcc1p (gene DCC1). Gene Ontology annotation, biological process: mitotic sister chromatid cohesion; maintenance of mitotic sister chromatid cohesion. The transcript has a single exon. Bases 1 to 1068 code for a protein of 355 amino acids. Gene Ontology annotation, cellular component: Ctf18 RFC-like complex; nucleus; chromatin. NCBI's taxonomy places the organism in Eukaryota, Fungi, Ascomycota, Pichiomycetes, Serinales, Metschnikowiaceae. The record is from RefSeq and is a predicted model, not a curated record.